CGCUUCCGCGUUGCGGGGGGGGGGGAGCGGGGAGCGGCUCGCUUGGCCCCCGCAGGUGCGCGCGCCCGGGGCCGGGGGAUGCGGCGGGGGCCUCGCGAUGCGCUACAGCGAGCGGGAGCUGCUGUCCCUGUCCCGGCAGCCGGCGGAGAAGGCGGCGGAGAUCCUGAUGCGGGUGCCCAAGAAGGGGAGCGUGCUGAAAAAACGCCUCGUGAAGCUUGUUGUCAACUUUCUCUUCUACUUCCGAACAGAUGAAGCAGAGCCAAUUGGAGCUUUGCUGCUGGAACACUGUAGAAUCACCAAAGAAGAGGAGAAUGUCUUUUCAAUCAGUUUCAUUGAGGAGCCAGACAGGAAAUACUCCUUUGAAUGUGACACUGAGGAGCAAUGCCAGGAGUGGAUUGAGGCUCUCCGAAGAGCCAGCUACGAGUUCAUGAGAAGAAGUUUGAUUUUCUAUCGGAAUGAGAUUCAGAAGAUGACAGGGAAGGACCCCCUGGAGCAGUACGGAAUCUCCGAGGAAGCCCGAUUCCAGCUGGGAACACGCAAGCUGUAACCUGGCAGCCUCCGUCCCCACCCAGCCCAGUGGGGCUUAACUGGCAUUCAGCCACCUCCUGGUGGGGGAUGGGGGUGAAAACACCAACCCCCUGUCGGGGGGAGCUCCUGGGACCAAGUGACUUACUUAUGGGCCAGAUAACUUGUAUGUCUUUUUUUUAACGGAUUCAUUGCACACUCCCCUUCCUGUUUGUCUUCAGCCCCUCCGAGCUCCCAUCUCCCCGCAGCAAGAGUCUUAACUGGCCACUGCUGUGUCAGCUUUAACUUGAUGGACCAUAAAACUGCUAGGCUGAGGGACUUAUGGGUUGCCCGUUACUCACUAGAUGCUAGCCCCUAGGGCCACUGAAAGCCCUCAUUCAGAGUCCCAGGGGAUUUCAGCUAUGAUGCUGAUGUGGAAACCUGGCUGGACUUGUCCUGGUGGGAGCAGCCCAGGGGUCUUCCAGCAUAUGGUGCUAUUAUAAGGCAGGGGUGAUCUGGGGUAGAGGGCCGGUGUCUGUUCUAGGCCAAAAACAUGCAUUUCUGCUGGGAAUGGCCUCAGGGCUUUGGCCAUCCAGCUCUGCAGGCCGCCUGCUGCACGCCUGGUGGCUGAAGUUUGUCACCUGGGUGCCCUGAGCCAACUGGUGGCUGAUGCUUUGCUGGCUUUUGCAAAAGUGGCUAAUCUCAAAGGGAGGAGGAGGGUCUUUCAUUAAGGGGGUGUGGGGGUUUUUUUUGGUUUUUUUUUUUUUGGCCGAUGGCAUUCCUUUGCUCAUAGCGGUGGGGUCCUCGGCCUUGAAAUGCCAGACUCACCCCUCUCCCGCACUUAACUCUGUCGGGCCCACUCUAGCUGCUAGAUCUGUACUGGACAUUGUUCAGCUACUGAAGAUAGAUGCAGGGAGCAGCUGUUUCAGGUAAGGGAAGCCCUCCUCUGUUAUGGAUUGCGACCCCCAAAUGGAGGGAGGAGGAACUGGCCCUUACUCUAAACAGGGUUAACUUAUGUGACUGCUGGUGCUCCUGCCCCCCUCCCUAGCUGUUGCUGCUCCGGCUGACAGUGUAGCUGUAGGGGGCAGUGUCUUCAUUUCUUUACACAAACCUACAGCAGCAGCGAUUGCAUUGUGACAUGCACACAGGGUUACUGGGGCCUGUCUCAGCUCAACACCGUUACUAAGGUCUAAUUUUGAACUUAUGCAGAUGAAUCCAGCUACCACGAGCCACCCUACAGCAUCUUUAAAAUGCACUUCCAACUUCCCGCACAGUGUGGGGUUGUGGCUUUCUCACCAGUACCCAGGAGUGAGAAAAGCAAGGGUUUGAAAGACACCUGCUGUGAGGCAGUCUAAACCAAACCCCUCCCCCUGACCUUGAGAGCAAGCUGUGGUUCUUAGUGGCAUUGUUCCCUUGCCUGGGGGGGUGCUGUGCAGUCAUUAGCUUCCCAGAGCAGAUGGCCUGCUGUGGGGCUAGUGAAAACAGCUGGGUGGAUGCUGCUGUAGUCCCCUUUACUGGAGGCAGUGUGAGAGGUAGAACUGUGUGGGGUGUAGAACCGCAUCUUGUCCAUGCUGAGCUGGGAGACAGGGUCCCACAGCACGAAGAAUAGCUGUACAGGGCUACUUCAGGCUUUAUUCCAUAUACAACACCCCUCAUCUGUUUCUGCAGCUUCC
Messenger RNA from Caretta caretta (loggerhead turtle), 2177 nucleotides. It is a transcript of the gene PLEKHJ1, whose product is annotated as pleckstrin homology domain containing J1. The record is from RefSeq and is a predicted model, not a curated record. Gene Ontology annotation, cellular component: trans-Golgi network; early endosome; recycling endosome. NCBI's taxonomy places the organism in Eukaryota, Metazoa, Chordata, Testudines, Cheloniidae. Gene Ontology annotation, biological process: endosome organization; retrograde transport, endosome to Golgi; receptor recycling.